This is a messenger RNA of Nematolebias whitei (Rio pearlfish), 1000 nucleotides long. RefSeq names its product cathepsin O (gene ctso). The record is from RefSeq and is a predicted model, not a curated record. Gene Ontology annotation, molecular function: cysteine-type endopeptidase activity. The transcript is spliced from 8 exons. Lineage: Eukaryota; Metazoa; Chordata; Actinopteri; Cyprinodontiformes; Rivulidae. Gene Ontology annotation, cellular component: lysosome. Bases 1 to 987 code for a protein of 328 amino acids.
AUGGAGGCCCUGCUGUUGCUCACAGGCGUUUUAUCCGCAGCUGCGUGCUGUCACAACGCUCCCACGGAGAUAAGUAACGGCUCUGCGGGACAUUUGCAGACGUUUAGGGAAAAGUUUCUGCGUUUGCGUGAAGUUAGCAGCGACGAGCUUCUCCGCCGCCAUCGCUGUUUUCAGGAUGCCACGCUGCGACAUGUGCACCUGAACUCUCUUUCUACAGCACCACAGUCUGCCAGGUAUGGCAUCAACCAGUUCUCUGACCUCUCCCACAUGGAAUUCAGGGAUAUUUACCUGCGAGCUGUGGGCGGCAGAGCUCCCGCCUUCUCUGGACACACUGUGAAGGGGCUCCCGGCCAGAUUUGACUGGAGGGACAAGGGAGUGGUGGCACCGGUCCAGAACCAAUUAGCAUGUGGGAGUUGCUGGGCGUUCAGCGUGGUCGGUGCCGUCCAGUCGGUCGGGGCGAUGGGCGGCUCGCGGCUGCAGCAGCUCAGCGUGCAGCAGGUUGUCGACUGCUCCUACAACAACGAGGGCUGCAGCGGAGGCUCCCCCUCCCAGGCUCUGUCAUGGCUGAAACAGAGCAAAGUGAAGUUGGUGCCUCAGUCCGAGUAUCCGUACAAGGCCGAAACGGGAAUCUGCCAUUUCUUCCCUCUGACAUACGAUGGCGUCGCUCUGAAGAACUACACCGUGCACAACUUCAGUGGUCAAGAGGAGGCGAUGAUGGGUGAGCUGGUGCAGUCCGGGCCGCUGGUUGUAGUCGUGGACGCCGUCAGCUGGCAGGAUUACCUGGGGGGCAUCAUCCAGCACCACUGCUCCAGCCGCUGGUCCAACCACGCUGUUCUGGUUGUUGGAUACGACACGACCGGGGAGAUCCCGUUCUGGAUCGUGCAGAACUCCUGGGGAACCACAUGGGGAAACGAGGGUUAUGUUUACGUCCAGAUCGGUGCUAAUGUCUGUGGCAUCUCCGACUCUGUGGCCGCCGUUUUUCUUUGACGCUUUGUCUCUG